AUGGUAUGUGAAAUUUGCAUGGAUCACAAACCCUAUGAAGAGACCUUUUCAAACCCCACUUGCUCUCACACCCACUGUAAUGAAUGCAUAACUAAGCACAUAGCCUCAAAACUACAAGAGAAUUUAACCCUUAUUGAGUGCCCUGUUCCUUCAUGCAAGCAAGUUAUAGAGAUAGAAAGUUGCAUGCCCUUUCUUCCAAAAGAAGUCUUUGAGAGAUGGAGUGCUGUGUUAUCAGAGGCCACAAUACUGGGGAGCAACAAGUAUUAUUGCCCCUUUGAGGACUGCUCUGGGCUUCUGGAAUUUGUUGAAGGUGAAAAUAUUAAUAUAAAGGAGAGUGAGUGCCCUUAUUGUAACAGGCUCUUUUGUGCUAGGUGCAAGGUGCCAUGGCAUUCAGGGUUCAAGUGUGAAGAGUUUGAAAUGAAGGAUGAUGAUGAUUUGUUCAUUAAGCUUGCAAUGGAGAAAAAGUGGACAGCUUGCCCUAACUGUAAGUUUUAUGUGGAGAGGAAGUCUGGAUGUGAUCAUAUGAUUUGCAGGUGCCUGUGUAAAUUUUGCUACCGAUGUGGAUGCCCCUGGAAACUCGAACACUCAUGCAAAUAG
This is a messenger RNA of Amborella trichopoda, 597 nucleotides long. RefSeq lists its product as uncharacterized. Gene Ontology annotation, biological process: protein ubiquitination. The record is from RefSeq and is a predicted model, not a curated record. Lineage: Eukaryota; Viridiplantae; Streptophyta; Magnoliopsida; Amborellales; Amborellaceae. Gene Ontology annotation, molecular function: zinc ion binding; ubiquitin-protein transferase activity.